GCCACGCGCACGGCUUUCGCGAUCGACAGGGCCUUUGCCUCUACCGCUGAGCACACUCUUCUUUUACACAUCGAACUAUCCGUCGAGAUUCACCGAGAGGCAGCUGUGCUUUCCGACGCUCAUCUCAGUGAUCAUGCUCUCGUCGUCCUCCGGCCCAAUGAAGCCACGAUCAAGCCAGACGACGAGCGCGCCAUCCAACCUUUCAUCGUCAAGAUGCCAGGCAACCAGCACAACUACACGAUGCUCUACAACUUGUCCUCG
Molecule: messenger RNA, 261 nt
Organism: Prorocentrum cordatum
Lineage: Eukaryota; Dinophyceae; Prorocentrales; Prorocentraceae
Source: the annotation of a GenBank genome assembly